This is a messenger RNA of Helicoverpa armigera (cotton bollworm), 2108 nucleotides long. RefSeq names its product PSME3-interacting protein. The record is from RefSeq and is a predicted model, not a curated record. Bases 88 to 834 code for a protein of 248 amino acids. The transcript has 7 exons. NCBI's taxonomy places the organism in Eukaryota, Metazoa, Arthropoda, Insecta, Lepidoptera, Noctuidae. Gene Ontology annotation, cellular component: nucleus.
CGUCAAUUAAAAAGUUAGGUUACUAAACAGGUGAGGUGAGGAAGUGUAGUGUAUUUUCGUCGUAAAAGUAUAAAAAUUUAACUAAAAAUGAGUUCUGGAUUCAUAUCGGAGACCGAGAUAUUGGAAGCAAGGCGUCGCCGACAGGAGGAAUGGGACAAAGUACGCACUGAAGACCAGCCUGAACAGGCACCAGAAGAGCCGUACGACACCAGGCCACUGUACCAGCGCCUGGAAGAGCAGAGGAUGAAGAAGGAGGCUGAAUAUGAAGAGGCUCAUAAACUCAAGAACAUGAUCCGUGGUCUAGAUGACGACGAGGUGGGUUUCCUGGACCUAGUGGAGCGCUCGAAGGCUAAAGCCGCCCAGCAGAUCUCUAUUGAGGAGCAGCGCGAGAUGCAGGAGUUCAGGGAGCGUGUAUCCAACUUGGCGGAGAGCGAGGAGCUAUCGCGGCUCCGCGCGCAGCUGGCGCCCGCGCGGAACACCAACAACACACAGGCGCAAGCGCAGAAGAAUAAACUGCAAGGGGUAGUAGUGCGUAAGCGUAAGGCGAGUGAGAUGGAGGGCGACAAACAAGAGAAGGGCUCCCCGUCGCCCAAGACUAACGGACUUGUGUCUGCCAGCCCUAAUAACAACACAGAGAACACAUCGUCAGAUUGCGGUCGUCGCUGCGUGGGAGUGCUGCCGGGGCUCGGCCACUACGACACCGACUCCACCUCCGACACAGACGAGUCCAGCGACCACGACUCCCUUACUAGCGAUAACGACAAAUGCUGCGCCAAACGCGAUAUGCUCGGUCGCCGUCACGAAGAUAAGUCACGAAAAGAUGACAAGAGUUAGAGAUACGGCGGCAAUCGUAGGCAACUUGCUAUAUUAUAUCUUAAACUGCAGUUUUAUAUUACAUACAGUUUCUUCACUUAUGGUAUUCAGAUCAAUAGUAUUUAAAAGGUACCUACGACCUACAAUAAUAUGGGUACCUAUUGGUCCAGGCUGGGCCUGAAAUAUACACCUCAUCUCCUAUUUCUGAAAACCGCAUGAAAAUAUGUGUAGUAGUUUUUGAGUUUAUCGUGAACUGACAGACGGAUGCGGGAAAGGAGUUUGAAUAUGUAGUGUCUUGUAUUUUAAACCAGUCAUCUUAGAUUGCAAGUUAGACAUUAAAUAAUUGUGCGUCAAGUUUCAUAGGGCCUUCUUUUUAACGACGUCAAAAAUCAUCAAAUGACCUCUCCCGCUGUGGGUUAGCAGCGGUGAGGGAGUGUCAGACUCUUACUGACUAAACACCGUCGUGUUCCGUCGUAGACCUUUGUACCAGGGCCGCGGUAUCUCGCGCGGACAAUCCCGCAGCCCCGGGGUGUCAUAGGGUCUCAAAUUAUCUUGAGGUUAUCUCUAAGGUUCUAUUUAUAAGGGUCUAACUCUGAACUCAGAAAGUUGGUUGUAAUUUUUAUCAAGAUGACUGGGCUAUUGUAAAUAAUUUUGAUAUCUCAGAACAAUAUCGCGCUAUAAAGACGAAUAAGAUUGUUGAAUACAUAAUAUGUGUCUAUAUAUUUGUGUCUCGACAUUUUUUGUUACUGCCAUGUAAAUAAUGCCUAAUAAAAAUACUUUUAAUAUAGCUAUUUAGACCCAAACUCCAUAAAAUUGGAGGAGUUUUUAACCUUUUCACCGCCACGCCAUAUCGGUAUUCCUAUGCCCUGUACGCCAAGCCCGAAAAUCUUAAUUAAAUAUCUACUAAAAAAUACAUAAAAGUAAUGAUUUAAUAGGUUUAUUUUGUAUUUUUCUGUUUUUUGUCGAGUAUAGCCGUCGUUGGCGCACAGGGCACGCUUGCUCAUGUCGGCUAUAGCCGACAUUGGCGUUCAAAAGGUUAAACAACCAAUAAAAUGUCGUUAUUCACACAUAGGCUCCGCCCACUCCCUAAGCGGAGAAAUCCUAUUGGUUGUUCAAAAACUUCUCUGCUUUAGUGGCGUUUUUAAUGCACAAUAAAAAAAAAGACUAAUAAAUACUACUCUUGUACUCAAUAUGAUGUUUAUAAUAUUAGGAAGGUACUUGCAACUGUAUAUAUUGUAAAACUGCUUAUGUGAUCUAAUCUAAGUUAUCGAUAGUACAUAUAAUUUUAAAAUUUA